AUGGGCUCCUGUUGUUCAUGCUAUUGGGGUGUGAGAUAUGAAGGGUACUUUGUGGAUGAGGAGGUGAAUCCGGUGGAGGUAGGCGGCGGCAGCACGGUGGACAACGUCCACAAUGUUAUCACCAUCGGAGAUUGUGGGGCUCGUGUGAGGUUACGAGGAUCUACAAAGCUUUCAUCCAUGUAUUCUCAACAAGGAAGAAAGGGGAUCAAUCAAGAUGCAAUGACUGUUUGGGAAAACUUUGGUGGAGAAAGAGAUGUUGUCUACUGUGGCAUCUUCGAUGGGCAUGGUCCUUCGGGUCACAAGGUAGCACAUUUUGUACGCGAUACCUUGCCAUCAAAACUCUCAUGGGUGUUUAGAGAUUCACAAAUCAAGAAAAAGAAUUUGAAGGGUUCCCGCCAAGGCCAUGGCUAUGACCACGAUCAAGUUUUGACUACAUGGAAAGCUAGGAUUAUUGAAUCCUUCAAGGAGACGGAUGAACGUCUUGAUGAAAAUGCGAGCAUAGAUAGCUACUCCAGUGGUUCAACGACUGUGUCAUUACUUAAACAGGGUGACAACUUGAUAAUCGCAAACUUAGGCGAUUCUCGAGCGGUUCUUGGCACAAAAAGUAAAGAAGAUGUACUACAGCCGGUUCAACUCACAGUCGACUUGAAACCACAGUUAUCAAGUGAAUUAGAACGAAUAAAAAGGUGUCGUGGGAGAGUACAGGCAAUGGACCAUGAACGAAACGUAUACAGGGUAUGGAUGCCUGAUGAAGAUCGUCCUGGACUUGCAAUGUCGAGGUCUUUCGGAGAUUUCUGCUUGAAAAAUUACGGGCUCAUCUCUGUUCCUGAAAUUUAUCAUCGCAAACUCACCGAAGAAGAUGAAUUCGUAGUCUUAGCAACAGAUGGGAUAUGGGAUGUGCUAACCAACAUUGAGGUGGUAAGACUUGUUGCAUCGGUGCGAAGAAGAACCAUGGCGGCUCGAAUACUGGUUGCUCGAGCGGUUGAAACAUGGAGGUACAAAUACCCUGUGGCCAAAACCGAUGAUUGUACAGUUGUUAUCUUGUAUUUCAAGAAACCACCAUUAUUUACAAUAUCUGACUUGGAAAAGAGACAAUCCAGUUUGAAGAACCCAGAGCUCGAAAACAUGAUCAUGCCGAGUACAACCGAUGAUGAUGGCCUUGACACUGUACUAAAUUGUGAUGUUAAAGAAGAAGAAAACCAUGAGUAG
Messenger RNA from Cynara cardunculus var. scolymus (artichoke), 1209 nucleotides. RefSeq names its product probable protein phosphatase 2C 65. Gene Ontology annotation, biological process: protein dephosphorylation. Bases 1 to 1209 code for a protein of 402 amino acids. The record is from RefSeq and is a predicted model, not a curated record. Gene Ontology annotation, molecular function: protein serine/threonine phosphatase activity. The transcript has 5 exons. Lineage: Eukaryota; Viridiplantae; Streptophyta; Magnoliopsida; Asterales; Asteraceae.